AGACAAACUAAUAAGACAGUUGUUAUAAAAUGUAUAUGCCAGGUUCUCAUUUCUUGAACAUCUUCACUUCAUUCUUCUGUAACUAUGGAGAGCAAUAACAAUCCAUGGUUCGCACUUUCUAUUCUCUAUUUAUAUUUAUGUCUCAUGUCAUGUCUCUCCCAUGGAGCUGACAGAAUUUCUGCACAUCAAUCUCUCUCCGGAAUUCAAACUAUUGUCUCCGCGAGUGGGAUCUUCGAACUGGGUUUUUUCAGGCCUGGUAACCCUCAAAAGUACUAUAUAGGGAUAUGGUACAGUGUGUCUAAAGAAACCAUAGUUUGGGUGGCAAAUAGAGAGAACCCAGUAACUGAUAUGAAUGCUUCAGAGUUAAGAAUAUCAGAUGGUAAUUUAGUUCUCUUCAAUGAGUUUAAGAUUCCUGUCUGGUCAACAAACUUGAGCUCCUCUACCUCAAGUUCUUCUAUAGAAGCUGUGCUUCGCGAUGAAGGAAAUCUUGUUUUGACAGAUGGAUAUAAUUUGUUAGAAUCAUUAUGGCAGAGUUUUGAUCAUCUGACUGAUACACUUCUCCCUGGUGCCAAGCUUGGAUUGAACAAAAUUACUGGAGAGAGAGCAUAUCUCAAUUCAUGGAAAAACAGAGAAGAUCCUGCACCAGGCUCCUUCUCUUUCAUUCUAGACCCGAAUGGAACAAGUCAAUAUGUUAUCCUGAACAAUUCUAAGAGAUAUUGGUCUACUGGACCCUGGAAUGGAGAAAUGUUCAUCUUUGCACCUGAAAUGAGAAUAAAUUAUGUCUUCGACGUAAGUUAUGUUGAUGAUGAUAAUAAAAGCUAUAUUUCCUUUUCUGUGUACAAUAGUCCUAUCAUGGCACGAAUGAUGAUGGAUGUUGGAGGGCAACUUCAGCUACAGUCAUGGAUAGAACCUGCCAAGAAUUGGAGUAAGUUUUGGUUUAAACCAAAACUGCAAUGUGAAGCUUAUGGCUAUUGUGGGGCGUUUGGGGUCUGCACAGAGACACCCAAGAGUUUAUGUAAUUGUUUGGCAGGUUUUGAGCCCAGGUUUGCACACGAAUGGAAUUUGGAGAAUUAUUCUAAUGGGUGCCUAAGGAAAACAAGUCUGCAAUGUGGGAAUUCUAGCUCUGCUAAUGGGAACAGUAACACAUUCUUGGAGAAUCAUUACCAGGUAGUGCCUGAUGUUCCCAAGACUGUGCCAGUUGAAAGCGCCCAACGUUGUGAAUCAAUUUGCUCAGAGAAUUGCUCUUGCACUGCUUAUGCUUAUGACAAUAAUGCGUGUUCAAUUUGGUUUGGAGAUCUCCUGAAUCUGCAAAUUCCAGUUAUUAAAAAUGGCGGGCAUACUAUGAACAUCAGGCUUGCUUCUCCAGAUUUCUCAAAAUCUUACAAAAAUAAGGGAAAACUCAUUGGUUAUGUAGCAGGGUCAGGGAUGGCAUUGGUGGUCCUUGUCAUUGUUCUGUUCGUAAUUUUCAGAAGAAACAAAGCAAAUAAAAUAAGCAAUGCAGAAGGCUUAUUGGUCGUUUUCAGCUACAAAGAUUUACAAAAUGCAACAAAGAACUUCUCAGAGAAAUUGGGAAAAGGAAGUUUUGGUUCUGUUUUCAAAGGGAAGUUGCACGACUCAAGUGUUGUAGCAAUUAAGAAGCUUGAAAGCAUUAGCCAAGGAGACAAGCAAUUUCGCAUGGAAAUCAGCACAACUGGAACAAUUCAACAUGCCAAUCUUGUACGCCUACGGGGGUUCUGCUCAGAAGGCACUAAAAAGCUGUUGGUCUAUGAUUACAUGCCAAAUGGUUCUCUCGACUCCUUUCUUUUCCAGGGAAAUAAAUUGAUCGUUUUAGACUGGAAAACAAGAUACAACAUAGCAUUGGGAACAGCUAAAGGCUUGGCUUAUCUCCAUGAGAAAUGCAAGGACUGCAUUAUCCACUGCGACAUAAAGCCAGAAAACAUCCUGUUAGAUGGUGAAUUCUGUCCAAAAGUGACAGAUUUUGGCCUGGCGAAGCUUUUUACACGGGAUUUUAGUAGGGCCUUAACUACAAUGAGAGGGACAAUAGGUUACCUUGCACCAGAGUGGAUUUCAGGGGAAGCCAUAACAGCCAAGGCCGACGUUUAUAGUUACGGGACGAUGCUUUUUGAAUUAGUGUCAGGAAGAAGAAAUACUGAGAAAUCUUAUGAUACAAAAACGGAAUACUUCCCACUUCGAGUGGCUAAUUUAAUAAACAAAGAUGGUGAUGUUCUUAGUCUUUUAGACCCUAGAUUGGAGGGAAACAGUAUUGUAGAAGAGCUGACAAGGGUCUGUAAAGUUGCUUGUUGGUGCAUUCAAGAAAACGAAAUUCAAAGGCCGUCAAUGAGUCGGGUUGUUUAUUUUCUUGAGGGGGUUUUGGACAUGGACUUGCCACCCAUUCCAAGAUUGCUCCAAGAUCUUUCCUGGAACUCUGGAGUGGUUAGUUCCUGAUCAGGUAGUGCAGUUAUUUCAACCGCCCAGUUCCUGUAUAAAUAAGAAAAAAGGUGCUUUCUAGGUGACUUUGUUUAUAACAAAGUAACCUUACUUUGAUUCUUAAUUAACCAAAAUUUUAUCCUUUAAAUUUUAAAGAUGAUUGGCAACCUAUUUAA
This is a messenger RNA of Ricinus communis (castor bean), 2603 nucleotides long. RefSeq names its product G-type lectin S-receptor-like serine/threonine-protein kinase At2g19130. The coding region runs from base 85 to 2445 and encodes 786 amino acids. Gene Ontology annotation, biological process: recognition of pollen; protein phosphorylation. Gene Ontology annotation, molecular function: protein serine/threonine kinase activity; ATP binding. The record is from RefSeq and is a predicted model, not a curated record. The transcript has a single exon. Lineage: Eukaryota; Viridiplantae; Streptophyta; Magnoliopsida; Malpighiales; Euphorbiaceae.